Molecule: messenger RNA, 939 nt
Organism: Linderina pennispora
Lineage: Eukaryota; Fungi; Kickxellomycota; Kickxellomycetes; Kickxellales; Kickxellaceae
Product: proteasome subunit beta type-7
Exons: 1
Coding region: 115-921 (268 amino acids)
Cellular component (GO): proteasome core complex
Molecular function (GO): threonine-type endopeptidase activity
Source: RefSeq, a predicted model, not a curated record
GCCGCGCGCCUUUCCUGCCUUUCCUGCCUUUCCAUUUCUCACAUUCGAGACCUUUCUUACUCUGACAAGCACCUUUUCCACUUUGCAAUUACACAUACCAGACAGACUACGAGAAUGGCACCCUCGAUGGAGAGCACGACCGGAUUCAAGUUUGACAAUGUGAGGCGGAAUCAGCUUCUGGGCGACAAGGGCUACAAGGUUCCGACAGCAACAAAGACGGGAACAACCAUCGUCGGGCUUAUUUUCCGCGACGGCGUGAUCCUGGGUGCCGACACGCGCGCGACUGCUGGCCCUAUUGUUGCCGACAAGAACUGCGAAAAGAUCCACUACCUAGCGCCGAACAUGUACUGCUGUGGUGCAGGUACUGCGGCGGACACAGAGUUUACAACCAACAUGAUCAGUUCGCAGCUGGCGCUGCACUCGCUGAGCACUGGGCGUGAGGCGCGUGUGGUGACCGCAAUGACGAUGCUGAAGCAAUACCUGUUCAAGUACCAGGGCCACAUUGGCGCCGCGCUGGUGCUGGGCGGAUACGACGUGGGUGGCCCGCAUCUGUUUACGAUAUACCCGCACGGGUCUACCGAUAAGCUGCCGUAUGUGACGAUGGGCUCAGGAUCGCUGGCGGCGAUGUCAGUGUUUGAGUCGCGCUGGCGCCAGGGCAUGUCGCGCGAGGAGGGGAUUGAGCUGGUGAAGGAUGCCAUCGAGGCGGGUAUCUUCAAUGACAUGGGCUCUGGUUCGAACGUCGAUGUGUGCGUGAUCACCAAGGGCAAUACCGAGUACCUGCGCAACUAUGCCAGGCCCAACGAGCGCGUCGAGAAGGAGCAAUCCUACAAGUUCCCGGCCGGAACCACCGAGUUUAUUGUCCCGCGCCCGGCUGGUGUUGCUGCUGGCGAGGAGUCGACAGCAAUGGACACCUCUGCCUAAUUGUCUUUAACAUGUCUU